Molecule: messenger RNA, 1341 nt
Organism: Thyridium curvatum
Lineage: Eukaryota; Fungi; Ascomycota; Sordariomycetes; Thyridiales; Thyridiaceae
Exons: 1
Coding region: 1-1341 (446 amino acids)
Source: RefSeq, a predicted model, not a curated record
AUGCAGAAUGACACGGAUACCCCAUCCCAAGCUCCAGGGCCUCCUUCCAACACAAGCCUCGCAUUGAGACCGCGAGCCCAGAAUAGUGAAAGCGAAUCUUCAUCACGAACACUCUCGGGCUCUGCUCUGCACUCCCAGCCGGAUGCACCUGAACCAACUGCGCCUGGUUUGCCCGACGAUGAAUUUGAGCGAGAGGAGCCAAUCUUCAUCUACCAAUUCCGGGUGUUCAACCUGUGCACCAAGACUCUCUUCCCUAGUGUCAGCCUCGACAACCUCGAGGUUGACGAGGUUGGCAGUGGUGGCUACAACCGCAUCAUCAAGAUCACUGCCAAAUACGAGGAAGGAGAGUCGAGGGACGCUCAGAGUGUAAUCCUUCGUGUUCCCCGCUACGAAGAGAAUGAAGAAGUCGAAGACGUGGUCGCCAUCUCCCGGUUCCUCCAGCGCAAGAUCCGCAUCCCCACGCCGCGAGUACUCGCCUUUGAUGUCGGAAAGGACAACGUCCUGGAGUCGGCCUAUACCGUCAUGGAGUUCGUCCCGGGAAUCACACUGGAGUCAGUUUGGCCCCGCCUCUGCCAGCGUGCUCGCUUCAGAGUCGCAUCCGAGCUCGGAGAGUAUGCCAGGCUCGUUCUCCAGUGCCGCAGCAGCGCGGCGGGAAGGGUCGCCGCCGCCGAUACCGUUGACGAAAUCUGCCUGGCCAACUACCCGGGUCCGCCCUGGGAAGAAGAGCGUCCCAAGCUCAGCAGGCCUUACCGCAACGCGCCCCCGGAAAUCUCGGUCCUGGACACGCUCAUGGAAGACUUGAGAGAAGCGGAGGCCCGGGCCCUCGGCAGCGAAGAUCAGGUGCUGGCGCUGCUGUUCAGGCAACUGAUGAACAUGGCCGAGGAGAUGGAUCGUAGGGGAUUCUUCUUCGACCACUUCUACUCACUCACCCACGUGGACUUCCAAGCGCGGAACAUCAUGGCCGACAUCAAGCUAGGCCAGACAGAAGGCCUGGUCUCUGCAAUCAUCGACUGGGACGACGCGAUAUUUGCGCCCAUGAUACUGGCCUGCGCACCGCCCGUGUGGCUCUGGAACGACUGGGGACCGGCCGAUCUGGUGGAGAGGGCUGACAACAUUGAGCCGACGACUGCCGAGUACAAGGAGAUCAAGGAGGCUUUUGAUACUGCUGCCGGAGAGGACUAUAGGAGGUGGGCAUACGGGGAUGGGUAUCGACUGGCAAGGAGACUGAUACGCUUUUCCAUCGAGGGGGUGCGGUGGAAGCGGGACUGGACUGAGGCAGAAGAGAUGCUUGAGGAGUGGAGGGUCAUGUACCAGACCAGGGUCUACUCUCCUUCGUUUUGA